Loxodonta africana (African savanna elephant) is the source of this 612-nucleotide messenger RNA. Its product is annotated as leukemia inhibitory factor-like. The transcript has 3 exons. Gene Ontology annotation, biological process: leukemia inhibitory factor signaling pathway; positive regulation of cell population proliferation; regulation of cell differentiation. The record is from RefSeq and is a predicted model, not a curated record. Gene Ontology annotation, molecular function: leukemia inhibitory factor receptor binding; cytokine activity; growth factor activity. Gene Ontology annotation, cellular component: extracellular region. Bases 1 to 612 code for a protein of 203 amino acids. Lineage: Eukaryota; Metazoa; Chordata; Mammalia; Proboscidea; Elephantidae.
AUGACCCAGAUCAGGAACCAACUGGCGCAGCUCAACAGGAGUGCCAAGGACCUCUUUAUUGCCUUUGUAAGUUACCCCUCCAACCCCUGGGGACCAAGGAAUGAGAGUGUGGGCCUGAGAUUUCGCCUGUCCAUUCAACCAGUGCUUAGCCCUUUCUGCCUGCUCAUCUCACCUCUGGACAGGAACUUGAUUCUUUACCAAUCCAAGGCCCAGGGCAAGCCAUUCCCCAGUGAUAUGCGUAAGAUAUGCAGCCACGGCUUUAUUAAGUUCCCACCUUUCCAUGCCAACGGCACGGAAAAGGACAAGUUGGUGGAGCUCCACAGCAUCACGGUCUUCUUUGUCUUCUCCCUGGAUGACAUCACCAAGUUCCAGAAGACCUUCAUCCGCAAGGAUCAGAACCUCCACAGCAAGCUUAAGUCUACGAUGGACAUCUUGGCAGGGCUCCGCAGCAACAUGCUCUGCCGCCUGUGCAGCGGGCACAACAUGAGGCCGACGGACCCGAUCUCUGGCCUCGACAUCUCACAGAAGGACUGGUUCCACAAGAAGAAGCUGGGUUGUGAGCUCCUGAUAAAGUACGCACGGCUCAUCCCUGUGCUAGCCCGGGACUUCUAG